Molecule: messenger RNA, 419 nt
Organism: Mycena citricolor
Lineage: Eukaryota; Fungi; Basidiomycota; Agaricomycetes; Agaricales; Mycenaceae
Source: the annotation of a GenBank genome assembly
CUCUUACAGAUGUAGACAAGUCACAUAGUAUGCAAUUUGUUGAUCCCUUGACACAACCUCGACCGUGAGAGCCAGCGUGAACGAAGGCUAAGGCGCAUUAGGAUCCACGAUUGGACUCGGCGAGCUUUGGAAGACAAUCAUCCCCUGCGAACAGACUUCCAAGUUGCGAUACUGGCCAACCCUGACUGCUCAAAGACCGAGCCACACAACAAUGUCCACUGCAGAUUUCCUCCGGUCGGCCCUAUAUGCUGGAAUCCCCGGAUCCGUCGCAUCCGUCCGUCAUCGCCACACGCAAGCGUGUGCGCACAUUCCGGAGAGUCGGGGCUGCGAUGUCCUGAGAUUCACCAGGCUAUCCGAUUCCGCCGCACAGAGGGCAGAUCCUUCAGAUAACCUGGCUGUAACAGCAUAUACGUGUCGAG